AAUAUAUCAAUCGGACAUUUGUGUUAUUGUGUUUAGUCAUUGUGCUUUGUAGUUGUAGCAUAUGCAUGAUGCAUCCAUAAUCCUCCGCCGUCGAAGAAGUCCUCCGCCGUUCCUAAUCUCUUCAAUCUCUCCUAAUCAUCCGCCGUUCCUAACUCUCCUUCAAUCUCUCGUUUCCGUCGAAGAAGCUCGCAACUCUCUUCAAUCUCUUGUCACGCAUCUCUCCCCUCCGUUGCCGUCGAAGAACCUCAAAAUUACUCGGUUGUUUACCAUCGUUUUCACGAUUCCAAAUUAUGCUAAGUCACUAAUGUUGUCUUUAAAGAAAUCCUCAAUAGCUACUGUUAGUUCUCUUUUGAGGUUGUGCAAUGGAUGUUGUUCGCACAAUGUUGCGAAUUGUAUCAAAGGCCGCAAUACGUUAAGGGCUAUGUCCACUGCUGCUGAAAGGUGGGAUUAUCAAUUUUCUGGUGAUUACCAUUCAGAUGGUUCUUUAGGUUACAAGCAAAAUCAAGCUGGCUUUUAUCAGCAAAAUGCAAGUGGAUCUUUUCGUAAUAAUCAUCCUAGUUCAGACCAAGUUUCUUAUGGAGCUGGUCAAACAGCGGGUGGAGGAAAUGUAAAUAUCAGCCAGAAUGUAUUUCAAAAUAAUUUGGCGGAGCAUAAUGGAAAUGUCAGAGGGGGGGAAUUUGGUCAAAGAAACUCCCAAACGCAACAUAAAGUUGGGUUAAGUGUUGAUAAUUUAAGGGGCUUUGGGAUGCAUCCUAAUGGGUCUCUUGAGGGACAUAAUUGGACACUAGAAUCUGGAGAAAAGAUGAAGUUUCCCAAUUCAUAUAGUUCACCUAGGCCUUUAGAAUAUCGGGGAAAUCACAAAGAGAACCUUAAUCAAAACAUCGGUCAUUUUCAGAAGGCACCAAAUAUGAAUACUCAAAACAUCGGUCGUUUUCAGCAGGCACCAAAUUUGAAUACUCAAAACAUCGGUCGUUUUCAGCAGGCACCAAAUUUGAAUACUCAAAACUCUGCUUAUGGACAAUCUCAACAUAAUCUAAAUGGCCGAUAUCCACCAAAUUUGAAUACUGCACAGAAAUCAACGGUUGGACCUCCUCUAUUCAGUAAUGCAAAACCAGAUGGUGAGUCCGUUGAUGCAUCUAAUGAUAGUCCAUAUAGAGGUACACUUGAGGAGCUGGAUGGUUUUUGCGUGGAAGGUAAAGUGAAGGAAGCAGUUGAAGUUUUGCAAGUGUUGGAAAAGCUUCAUAUUCAUGUGGAUUUGAAUCGUUGUUUACAAUUAAUGCACCAAUGUGGGAAGGCUAAGUCUCUUAAAGAGGCAAAAGUUGUACACAAACAUGCUUUGCAGCAUUUGUCACCUCUCAAAGUCAGCACAUGCAAUAGAAUAUUGGAGAUGUAUUUUGAAUGUGGGUCUGUAGAUGAUGCGGUCAAUGUGUUCAAGAACAUGCCUGAGUAUGAUUUGACUACGUGGUAUACUAUGAUAACACAACUUGCUAAGAAUGGGUUUGCAGAAGAUUCAAUUGAUAUAUUUACUCAAUUCAAAGAAUCGGGACUGAAACCCGAUGGCCAAAUGUUUAUUGGGGUUUUUACUGCAUGCAGCAUGUUGGGAGAUACUGAUGAGGGAAUGCUGCACUUUGAAUCCAUGACCAGGGACUAUGGCAUUGUACCAACUAUGGCGCAUUAUGUCAGUCUAGUUGACAUGAUUGGCAGUAUUGGGCAUCUUGAUGAAGCCUUUGAAUUCAUUGAAAAGAUACCAUUGGAACCAAGUGUAGAGGUAUGGGAGACUUUGAUGAAUAGUUCCAGAGUUCAUGGAAACACCGAGUUGGGGGAUCGUUGUGCUGAACUAGUUGAAAAGUUGGAUCCUUCUCGUUUGAAUGAGAAAUCAAAAGCUGGCCUCUUACUUGGAGAAACUUCAGACUUAAUAAAAAACAAGGAGCCGAACAAAAGCAAGAAUCUUCUAGAAGUUCGUAGUCGAAUCCAUGAAUAUCGAGCAGGAGAUACUUCCCAUCCAGAAAAUGACAAAAUAUAUGCUUUGCUUAGAGGUUUGAGGGUCCAAAUGAAAGAAGCUGGUUAUAUUCCAGAGACGAGAUUUGUAUUGCAUGAUAUAGACCAAGAGGGCAAAGAAGAUGCUCUCCUUGCCCACAGUGAGAGACUUGCUGUUGCUUAUGGUCUCCUUAACAGUCCUGCUCGUUCUUCUAUUAGAAUAAUUAAGAAUCUCCGUGUUUGUGGUGAUUGUCAUACUGCACUGAAGAUAAUUUCUGACCUUGUGGGUAGAGAACUCAUCAUCCGUGAUGCUAAAAGGUUCCACCAUUUUAAAAACGGGCUUUGCUCUUGCAGGGAUUAUUGGUGAACAUUAACCUUAGGUACUUUCCACUUUUGAUAUCUAAAUAUAUAUAUUCUAACUGAAGUGAUCUUGAUUUUCCACUUCACUAAAAUAUUUGAAGAAAAAUGAAUUGUUUUGAAAUUUGUAUAUUAAAGUUAAGCUUCCUGUAGACUUUAGUUUAAAUUCUUAAGUCAAUGCAAAAAAUAAGAUACAUGUUUUCGGUUUUAGUAACAUGCUUUUAGGAGCAAAGCAAAUUUACUUGACCAUCUAUUUCUUAUGAUUACGAAACUCGAUGUUUUGAUUAAAAACAAAGGAUUGCAUGACAGUUCAAUCUCAUAUUAAUGGCUAAUAUAGCCUUAAUGUUUCUUUAUAGGAUUGACUGUAAUGGGAUAUUGAUUUUCACUUUCAUGAGUUACAAUUAUAGAUUUGGGAUUAUAAUAGAAAUGAAUAUGUUCAGUU
Trifolium pratense (red clover) is the source of this 2776-nucleotide messenger RNA. RefSeq names its product pentatricopeptide repeat-containing protein At4g32450, mitochondrial-like. The coding region runs from base 62 to 2344 and encodes 760 amino acids. The record is from RefSeq and is a predicted model, not a curated record. Lineage: Eukaryota; Viridiplantae; Streptophyta; Magnoliopsida; Fabales; Fabaceae. Gene Ontology annotation, biological process: RNA modification. The transcript is spliced from 2 exons. Gene Ontology annotation, molecular function: protein binding; zinc ion binding; RNA binding.